AAGCCCAGACAGAGAAUGUGACGGAUUGUCUGAUUGGUUUAUGAAACUACGGUGGGAGGAGACAUCUAGUUUCUCAUUGGUUAAGAUUUUAAAUACCCCAUCAUGAUUGGCCAGGAAGCCUCUCUCUGCUAUUGGUUGAUUCUGUAAACUCAGAAUUUGAAAAUGGGCGUUUGAACAAUCAGAGAAAACAGCUGUGGAGAAGACCGGGUCUGAAUAGUGAGUUUCUAAAACGGUUUCUCCUUUUACCCGGGUUAGAAUUUAUUACAGCAGAAAACAGCGUCUAAAGAAAAUCUACGCGGUUUGCUAUACUUGCGGAGGAGCACCCUCGUUCUAGAAUUUUUUUUUCUUACACUAAUUAAAGAAAGGGGGUUGAACUUAUUUAUUAAGCUGAGCUGUUGGACAGCUGGUGAGAGAUGUUAUCUGGAGAUGAUGGCGUGGAUCUGCAGUGCUGCGUGACGGUGGAGCAGCUCAACAGCUCCGGCCAGGCCACGCGCCGGAAGCUCAUCCGAAAAGCUGCUGUCAUUCUGGGCCGGAACGAGUUCCAGGAGAUCCUCCUCCGAGUGCACGACGGCAAACUAGCGCAGAGUUACAGACUCAAGGAGUUUCAACUCUUCACCAAGUUCGUCAGAGACGGGAAGUGCACCGUCAAACUGCUGCCCGAAAACACCCAGGUGCUCCUCUCCAACUGCCCGCCGGACCGACUGAGUCUCUUCCUGAAGACACUGAGCAUCAAGCACCAGGCAUGGCGGAGCUGCAAGCCUCUCAGUGAACGGGAGAAGCUGAAAGCCGCCCUGCCGCGCAGCUUCGAGGCCAUCAGCCCGCUGCAGCAGAAGGACAUCCAGAAGGCGAACGAGCUGCGGAGCAAGGCGUCCGGCGGCCCGGCGGACUGUACCAACCGGGCGGGGGGGAAGCAACAGGUCAAGCGGGGCAGGGGCGACACCAGCAGCAGCCCGGAGAAGACGAACCCCAACAAGAAACCAACCCUGACUCUGCCAUCGCGCAGGCUGAGCAAGGAGCAGACGGCGGUUCUCAGCGCAGUUCUUCGGGGCAAGAACGUCUUCUUCACCGGAAGUGCAGGCACGGGGAAAUCCUUCCUGCUGAAGAGGAUCAUGGGAUCUCUCCCCCCGAAGAGCACCUUCGUGACCGCCAGCACCGGCGUGGCUGCGUGUCACAUCGGAGGAACAACACUACACAACUUUGCCGGAAUUGGUUCUGGUUCUGCACCGCUGGAGCAGUGCAUUGAGCUGGCCCAGCGGCCCAGUGUGCUGCAGCACUGGACCAGCUGUCGGCACCUCAUCAUUGAUGAGAUUUCUAUGGUGGAGGCCCAGUUCUUUGACAAGCUGGAGGCUGUGGCCAGAUCAGUAAAAAGGUCCACGCAGCCGUUCGGAGGCAUUCAGCUGAUCGUCUGUGGCGACUUCCUUCAGCUGCCCCCAGUUUCUAAAGGCAAAGAAAAGGCCAGCUUCUGCUUCCAGGCCAGAUGUUGGAGGAAAGUCAUCCAGGUCAACAUGGAGCUCACAGAAGUCCGUAGACAAACAGACCAGAACUUCAUCUCCCUCCUGCAGGCAGUGAGGCUGGGCAGGGUGACUGAGGAGAUCUCAAUGAAACUGAUGACGAGUUCCUACCAUCGGAUCGAGAGGGACGGGGUUCUGGCAACGCGGCUGUGCACACACAAAGACGACGUGGAGCUGACAAACGAGGACAAACUCCAGCAGCUGCCAGGGUCGGUGCGGCUGUUUGAAGCAGUGGACAGUGAUCCGGAGCUGGUAAAGAACAUAGACGCACACAGUCCUGUCAGCAGACUGAUCCAGCUCAAAGUGGGAGCUCAGGUCAUGCUGACAAAAAACCUUGAUGUUGCCCGAGGCUUAGUGAACGGAGCUCGAGGCGUGGUGGAAGCAUUCGAGUCUGAGAAAAAGGGACUCCCACGGGUCCGAUUCCUGUGCGGCGUCACCGAGGUGCUGAGGCCAGAGCGUUGGGUGUUUAAAUCUGCCAGCGGCGUCCAUUUAAGUCGAACGCAGCUGCCGCUUAAACUGGCCUGGGCCAUCUCCAUCCACAAGAGCCAGGGCAUGACUUUGGACUGCGUAGAGAUUUCCCUGGCGCGCGUGUUCGAGAGCGGCCAGGCUUACGUGGCCUUGUCUCGGGCUCGGAGCCUGGAGGGCCUCAGGGUAAUGGACUUCAAUCCCCACGUGGUGCGGGCAGAUCCGGAUGUUCUGCUCUUCUAUAAAAAGCUGAGGAAGGAGAGGCUACUCGUGCAGGUAACACGAAGCCCGAGGGCACUGCAGAUGCAAGACACGCCCCUCAUUUUUGUCAUCACUGUGAUCUGUCGGCCUCCAUGGAUGAGUUUGUUGCAAACGAUAAAGAAAACUUCUGAAGACCUUUCUGGAGCUUUCAAUGGUAUGCACCGUGUGCAAGAGGCAUGACUUUUAAUUGACUUUUUCCGGAGUCAUACUGCCACCAUGUGUUCAUUUUUUUAGAAAUGUUAUUUUUAAUAGUUUCCUUUGUUUCCAAAUUAAAGAUUUAGUUUUAUUACAA
Molecule: messenger RNA, 2529 nt
Organism: Oryzias latipes (Japanese medaka)
Lineage: Eukaryota; Metazoa; Chordata; Actinopteri; Beloniformes; Adrianichthyidae
Gene: pif1
Product: PIF1 5'-to-3' DNA helicase homolog (S. cerevisiae)
Biological process (GO): telomere maintenance; DNA repair
Molecular function (GO): ATP hydrolysis activity; DNA helicase activity
Source: RefSeq, a predicted model, not a curated record